Molecule: messenger RNA, 2132 nt
Organism: Glycine soja
Lineage: Eukaryota; Viridiplantae; Streptophyta; Magnoliopsida; Fabales; Fabaceae
Product: L-ascorbate oxidase homolog
Exons: 8
Coding region: 341-1951 (536 amino acids)
Molecular function (GO): copper ion binding; oxidoreductase activity
Source: RefSeq, a predicted model, not a curated record
CCAUGAAAAGAGGUAGUAACUGAUCUUUUCUUUCUGUUGAAGAAAUCCUCUCUCUCCCCGCACCGACACAACAUUACCUCAUCUUAUCCGGGUAGCGAAACCUCCAAAUCCAAACCAAGUGUAAAGGAAAGUGUAGCCGUGUCAGCAAGUUACCACUUUGCACAAAGAAAAAAAUAAAAGCUAGUAGUUAUUAUUAUUAUUAUUCAAACAAAAAGGAGAAGUUGCCAACUUCUUUAGUUUCGAUUCAAACACUUAGAAAAAAGGUGAAACUGAAACGGAGGAUCAUUUUCCCAUACUUCUAGCUACAUCUUAGAUUAGAGUUAAGAGAGAGAUUGGGAGAAUGAGUUACUCCAGGAUAUUGAACUCUCUAUUGUUAGUAGUGUUAUUGGUUACAUGUGCAAGUGGGGAGGACCCUUAUAGAUUCUACACUUGGAAUGUCACCUAUGGAGACAUCUAUCCUCUUGGGAUGAAACAACAGGGAAUAUUGAUAAACGGGCAGUUUCCAGGGCCACAGAUCGAAUCUGUGACCAAUGAUAACUUGAUCCUUCAUGUUUUCAAUAGUUUGGAUGAACCUUUUCUUAUCUCCUGGAAUGGGGUGCAGCAGAGGAGGAAUUCAUGGCAGGAUGGAGUGUAUGGUACUAACUGUCCUAUUCCACCAGGGAAGAACUUCACUUAUGUUCUUCAAGUGAAGGAUCAGAUUGGUAGCUACUUCUACUUUCCUUCCCUUGCAUUCCAUAAGGCAGCAGGGGGUUAUGGUGGAUUCAAAAUUGCUAGCCGCUCAGUGAUUCCUGUGCCUUUUCCUCCUCCAGCAGGAGAUUUCACCAUAUUGGCUGGAGACUGGUACAAGAGAAAUCACACUGAUCUGAGGGCCAUUCUAGAUGGGGGAAGUGAUCUUCCUUUCCCUGAUGGCCUUAUCAUCAAUGGUCGUGGUUCCAAUGCUUACGCAUUCACAGUGGAUCAAGGCAAGACUUACAGAUUCAGGAUAUCAAACGUUGGGCUCACAACUUCCAUCAAUUUCAGAAUCCAAGGGCAUAAGAUGCUGCUAGUUGAGGUGGAAGGAAUCCAUACUCUCCAAAACACUUAUGAUUCCCUUGACAUUCAUUUGGGGCAGAGUUACUCGGUGUUAGUAACUGCUGAUCAACCACCUCAAGACUAUUAUAUUGUGGUCUCAACACGUUUCACCUCCCAAGUGUUGACUGCUACCUCCAUUCUUCAUUACAGUAACUCACCUACAAGUGUUUCUAGUCCUCCCCCAGGAGGUCCAACUACUCAAAUUGAUUGGUCUCUUGACCAAGCUCGCUCUCUCAGGAGGAAUCUGACAGCAAGUGGACCAAGGCCUAAUCCACAAGGAUCCUACCAUUAUGGUUUGAUAAACACAACUCGUACAGUUAGACUUCAAAAUUCUGCAGGAAUUAUCAAUGGCAAGCAGAGAUAUGCUGUCAAUAGUGUUUCCUUCAUCCCUGCUGAUACACCGCUUAAACUGGCUGAUUACUUCAAGAUCCCAGGAGUGUUCAACCUUGGAAGCAUCCCAGAGAACCCUACUGGCAGUGACUGUUACCUCCAGACUUCUGUCAUGGCUGCCGAUUUCCGAGGUUACGCGGAGAUCGUGUUUGAGAAUCCUGAAGACACUGUCCAGUCAUGGCACGUUGAUGGCCACCACUUCUAUGUUGUUGGAAUGGAUGGAGGUCAAUGGUCAACUUCAAGCAGGUCAAAUUACAAUUUGAGAGACACAAUCUCUCGUUGCACAGUUCAGGUAUAUCCCAAGUCAUGGACUGCAGUAUACAUGCCUUUGGACAAUGUGGGAAUGUGGAAUGUGAGAUCAGAGAACUGGGCUCGUCAGUAUUUAGGGCAACAAUUUUAUAUUGGUGUUUAUUCCCCUGCCAAUUCUUGGAGGGAUGAGUACCCAAUACCAAGUAAUGCUUUGUUGUGUGGCAGGGCUAUAGGCCAUUGACUUCGGUCUUUAUAAAGCCACAAAGGUUGAGAUCUUUGUUCAACAAGAGUCAUUCAUUUCUACUCAAAAGGGUUAUAACUAGAACCAACUUCGUUUGCACCUGUCUAUUAUUAGCAAUUUUAUAAUCAAAUAAUAUGACUACUGUGGGCAAUAAAAACAUUCACCUUCUCGAGUGUUAGAA